UCUGACACUCAGAGUCGACGAGGCUGCAGAGCUCUGCGCUCAAACUAUGGAUGUUUGCUGAGAGAGAGAGAGAGAGAGAGCGAGAGAGAGCAGAGAUAAAGAAGCAGACUGCCGGUGGAUGUGUGAGUCUGUGGCCGGGCUGCGGUGGAUCUGUCACGGCCCCGGUGUGAAUGGGAUUACGCCGGUUGCUCCGCGGCUCCUGGAGGAAACAUGCGGCUGCAGAGCUCCCCGGUCCCCUCGGUCCUCCUCCCGCUGCUGCUGCUGCCGCUGCUGCUCGGGCUCUGCAGCGGCACAAGUUUCCCAAGUAACAUCAACAUAGGAGGCCUUUUCCCCACCGGCUCCCAUGAAUAUGAGGUGUUUCGUUUUGCUCUAGCGCAACAUCAGGAUGUCCCAAAACUGGUGCCACAAGUGGACAUGGUGGACACGGGGAGCAGCUUCGCCAUGACCUACGCCUUCUGCUCUCAGUUCUCAAAGGGUGUGUACGCCAUCAUGGGUCUGUACGAUCGGCGGACGGUCAACAUGCUGAUGUCUUUCUGCGGCUCUCUGCACGUCUGCUUCGUAACGCCGUCCUUCCCUGUUCAGACCAACAACCAGUUCGUCCUGCAGCUGCGGCCCCAGCUUCAGGAGCCCCUCAUGGCCCUGCUGGAGCACUUCUACUGGACCAAGUUCGUCUACAUGUACAGCUCCGACUCAGGUCUGUCGGUGCUGCAGAGGAUCUUGGACACGGCGGCGGAGCACAGUUGGCAGGUCACCUCGGUUAACUUGGACACUCUGACAGAAGCCGCCUUCAUCAAGCUGCUGACAGAUCUGGAUUAUAAGAAGGACUUUCAGAUCAUCAUCGACUGUGAGCUGGAACGGCUCAACUCAAUCCUCAACCUGAUUGCUGCUCAGAGGAGAAACUUGAAGAACUACCAUUACAUCUUGGCCAAUCUGGGCUUCAUGGACCUGAACAUGACCGAGUUCCAGAAGCUCGGGCCGAACGUGACAGGCUUCCAGCUGAUGAACCGGUCCGAUCCAGCUGUGGAGAAGAUCAACCAGGACUGGCUGGACUUUGACAGCAAAGACCUCAAACUUGCUCGCAGGAGACUCAAGUACACAGGAGCUCUGACCUACGAUGGCGUCAGCGUCAUGGCGACGGCUUUUCAGAACCUCCGGCGGCAACGGAUCGAUAUAUCUCGCCGUGGCAAUGCUGGGGAGUGUCUUGCAAACCCUCCCGCCCCCUGGGGACAGGGCAUCGACAUACAGAGAGCACUGCAACAGGUGCGUCUGGAGGGGCUGACAGGUUGGGUUCAGUUUGAUGAGCGAGGACAUCGCACCAACUACACCCUGAAUGUGAUGGAGCUCACCCACAUCGGACCCAGGAAGAUCGGAUACUGGAACGAGAGGAGAGGCUACGUGAACACCGCCGUCUACAAGCCGGUGGUAGAGGAGUUCCACGGUCUGCAGAACAGGACAUACAUAGUCACCACCAUACUGGAAGCUCCCUACAUGAUGCUGAGAAAGAACCACGAGCAGUUUGAAGGAAAUGAAAGGUAUGAAGGUUACUGUGCUGAACUGGCCGCAGAGAUCGCCAAACACGUCGGCUUCGUCUACCGGCUCGAGCUGGUGGGUGACGGAAAAUAUGGCGCCAGAGAUAGUGAGACGAAGAUGUGGAAUGGCAUGGUGGGAGAGCUGGUUUAUGGGAAGGCAGACGUGGCAGUCGCCCCGCUGACCAUCACUCUGGUGCGAGAACAGGUGAUCGAUUUCACGAAACCCUUCAUGUCUCUCGGAAUCUCCAUCAUGAUCAAGAAACCAACCAAGUCCAAACCAGGCGUCUUCUCCUUCCUCGACCCGCUGGCCUACGAGAUCUGGAUGUGCAUUGUCUUCGCCUACAUCGGAGUUAGCGUGGUGCUCUUCCUGGUGAGUCGAUUCAGUCCUUAUGAAUGGCAGGGUGACGACUCUGAUGAUGAAGAUGAAACUCUGCCCUCCUCUGCCUCUCGACGAGCUCUGCCGACUUCAUCCUCUGAGCUCUCUCCAGGGUACUCCCAGAACCAAAACCAGAGCCAGAACCAGCAGAAAGACAAAGAGACUCCAGAAUACACCAAUGACUUUGGCAUCUUUAACUCUCUCUGGUUCUCACUUGGGGCCUUCAUGCAGCAGGGCUGUGACAUCUCCCCAAGGUCUCUCUCAGGUCGAAUCGUGGGAGGAGUUUGGUGGUUUUUCACCCUCAUCAUCAUCUCCUCCUAUACAGCCAACCUGGCAGCCUUCCUCACCGUGGAGAGGAUGGUCUCGCCCAUAGAGAGUGCUGAGGACCUGGCCAAGCAGACGGAGAUCGCCUACGGCACUCUGGAUGGAGGCUCGACCAAAGAGUUCUUCAGGCGCUCAAAAAUAGCAGUUUUUGAGAAGAUGUGGUCGUACAUGCGGAGUGCGGACCCUACAGUGUUUGUCAAGAACACCAACGAAGGUGUGAUCAGAGUCAGGAAGUCAAAGGGGAAGUACGCCUACCUGCUGGAGUCCUCCAUGAAUGAGUACAUCGAGCAGAGGAAGCCAUGCGAUACCAUGAAAGUCGGAGGCAACCUGGACUCUAAAGGCUACGGAGUGGCCACACCUAAAGGAUCGCCCCUCAGAAACCCUGUUAACUUGGCAGUAUUAAAACUGAACGAGCAGGGACUGUUGGACAAAUUGAAAAACAGAUGGUGGUAUGACAAGGGAGAGUGCGGCCUCGGGGGAGGGGACUCCAAGGACAAGACGAGCGCGCUCAGUCUGAGCAAUGUGGCGGGAGUGUUUUACAUCCUGAUUGGUGGGUUAGGGCUGGCCAUGCUCGUGGCUCUGGUCGAGUUCUGCUACAAGUCUCGGAUCGAGUCGAGAAGAAUGAAGGAGCUCAUCGAUGCCGCCAUGAUGAGCACCAGCCUGGUGGGUGGAGGAGCAGGAGGAGGAGGCGCGUUGGUGGGUGGUUUUGUAGGAGGAGGAGGAGGAGGAGGAGGAGGAGGAGGAGCGUCAGGGCUCGGAGGAGAGAACGGCCGCUUGGUUGCGCACGACUUCCCGAAAGCCGGAGGUCAAGGUUUACCCUGCAUGAGCAAAGCUUCCGGCCUGGGACUGUCCUCCACGGGCAUGUGAUCAAAACCAAGACUCCUGAUUGGACGGGAUGUUCUGGCCUGUCUGUCUGUCUGAAGGUGAGGAAGUAAGAGUAACGAGAAAAGUAGAGGGAGGAGAGGCAAGACAAGAGAUAAUGAACUGAGCAGAUGUCAGAGGAGAAAGGGAGGAACAAUGUGUGAGAACAGGAGGAAAAUGUUUUGUCAGGCAGGCAGAGGGACGUUCACGUUCAACAGCAGAACUCUGAUGAACAGAGAGCACCUGAACACAACACCUGAGCUCCUGCAAGACGAGCGACUGGGCUUAAUGAACUACAAACAAAAUAACUCUUUUUCUACAAGCGUUGUCUUAAACAAAAAUCCUCCUCUUCUGCAAUAAAAGAACCCAGGAGGGGAAACAAACUUUUUUUUUUUUUUAAUUUAAACUUCUUAACACACCCACCUCUCUUCUUCUUUACCCUGGUCCCGCCCUUCACUCGUCUCCUCUUCCUCCAGUUCAGCAGAAAGCUUCGUCACGUUCACGCUGAAGGCCUCUUCGUUACCUGAGAAGGUUGGAGAAGUCAGAAUUUGAGCAUGUUAACAUUUUUAAACACAGAUGAACACUUGUGUUGGUGAUGAGACGUUUGCUGAUAACAUUCAGGAGAACACCAGAGGCCUGUACUACGAAACAACACACCCAGGAUGUUUCUGUCGGCUGGCUUCACUAACCUGGACAAUCACAAUCAAGUGGUUACACGAAGGUGGUUAUCAACUUGAUAUGUCAACCCAAGUUUCCACAUUCAGCCGCGAGGUCGCUCAGAUAAAAGGGAGGUGUUUGUCGAACAUGACCGGUUACAGACACGGACAAAUCUACUGACAGCAGAUUAGAAUUAACUGUUUACGUUGUUUCUUUGGGGUUUUUUUUAAUGUGUGACGAAACAACAGUGACGUUGGUGUAAAGUUUCAAAGAUUUAAAGGGGCUCUGUGGAACUUUGGUCUUUAGUUUGUGUCUAUACUAACGUUAGCUACCGCUGCUCUCUGUUAGCAGAGAGGCGCCGACUGUCACGGAAAAUCUGCCCUCAGUCCAGCAGCUUUAAACAACUUCAAUAAAUCAAGACCAAGAGAGACGGGAAGGUCUCAUUUUUUACGUCACAUUUCAGUCCGCUUACAGGUGGUCAAUAAAACCGUGAUUAAUACAUGUGAUUUUUAUAAGUUGUUACAUAGAGCCCCUUGUUCAGGAUUCCAGUGAUAGAUACAGUGAGAGCUUGAUGCACCUCAGCUUUAGAAAAAAAAAAAUGAAGAACUAAGAGAUAUAUUUAUUAUCAGUUUACCCACCAGUUAUAUUCUCAAAUAAUCAAUAAGUUUUUUGGUCUAUUAAAAAAAGAGGGUAAAAAAAAAGCUCAUCUGAAGUGAUGUCUUCAAAUGUUUUUGUUUUGUUCUGUCAACAGUUUGAAAUUCUGAAGCUAUUCAUUCAUAUCAAGCUUUUUCUUGAAAAACAAAUGAUUAUCGAAACAGUUUAUAACAUCAGAUACAUUUUGAGUAGGUUGACCAAUCAAUUAAUCGACUAAUUGUUUCAGAACAGAAAAAAGUUUUUUUUCUCUUGCUUGCAUUCUUUCUGCAUCGGCAAAGGAGUGAUUAUCAGUUUGGGUUGUUGUUUUUCCCUCUUUGUCUUCUGAAGAGCUCCGUGGAAACAAAACACUAAAUGUCCACAUGAUCACACUCGAUGCAGCGAACUGAAACUGUCUCUUCAGCCAACAUGUUACCAGGCCUUUAUUAGAGGAAGACCUUUAUUACCUAUUCCUUCUGUUUAAGAUAUAUAUAUAAAUAUAUUUGGUCAUAUAUUAAUGUGAAGCCUUCUUGUAUCUGUUUCAGAUUAAAUAAUAAUAAAAUAGGAGAGUAGAUGAGUCACCCAGAAAGUAUUGAAACAACAGAAUCAGACGUUGAAUUUAUUUAACUUAAGCAAUGGAAUUGAACAUAUUACACUUAUUAUUACGUACAAUAUUAUUGUUUAUUUCUCAGCAACAUUAUAUAGAACAGGAUACAGAAGUAUUUAAGACCGGGCAUUUAUUAGAGGUAAUGCUGUAGACAGUUUGGUGGCCACAAAUCUUUUUUGAAAAACUCUGGCCAAAACAUGACGCCGUUUGCAUCGUCUGGUAAACUCACAGGUCCUGGGGGGUAAAUUUCCUUUUAAAUCUGAGGUUAAGUGGUGUUUACUGUAGUGGUUAAUCUGCGUUAUCCUGUGGUUUAAAUGACCGAAGGAACAAAACUCAUCGUGGCUGGUCAGGAUCAGUUUCUUCUGUAUUUCCUCCUGGACCGAACACACGAUGAAGCAGCAGCGCAGUGGAACUUUUAUACUCUGAAACUGAGCAAAAAUCAGGAAUAAUACAUUCACAUUUGUAUGAUAUGAAUGAUACAUGUGCCGAACUACACUUGUUUGUCUAAAACAUGUUAUUUUUAAUUGAUUUUUCAGUUUAUGGUUCAGAUCGGUUACUCUAUUUAAUAAAAACUCUUAACGUAUCUCGAC
Acanthopagrus latus (yellowfin seabream) is the source of this 5574-nucleotide messenger RNA. RefSeq names its product glutamate receptor 1-like. Gene Ontology annotation, cellular component: AMPA glutamate receptor complex; postsynaptic membrane; dendritic spine. The transcript has 18 exons. Bases 211 to 3096 code for a protein of 961 amino acids. Gene Ontology annotation, biological process: synaptic transmission, glutamatergic; modulation of chemical synaptic transmission. Gene Ontology annotation, molecular function: transmitter-gated monoatomic ion channel activity involved in regulation of postsynaptic membrane potential; AMPA glutamate receptor activity. The record is from RefSeq and is a predicted model, not a curated record. NCBI's taxonomy places the organism in Eukaryota, Metazoa, Chordata, Actinopteri, Spariformes, Sparidae.